This is a messenger RNA of Nanorana parkeri, 982 nucleotides long. RefSeq names its product trans-1,2-dihydrobenzene-1,2-diol dehydrogenase-like. NCBI's taxonomy places the organism in Eukaryota, Metazoa, Chordata, Amphibia, Anura, Dicroglossidae. The record is from RefSeq and is a predicted model, not a curated record. Bases 28 to 927 code for a protein of 299 amino acids. The transcript has 8 exons.
UUCAGAGACGAGCUGUAAUCCUUCAGUAUGGCCACUAGAUGGGGUAUUUGUGCUGUAGGGAAGAUUCGUAAUGAUUUCAUGUUUGCCCUGCAGACACUGACAGCUCAGGAUCACCAGGCUAUGGCUGUUGCAGCAAAAGAUCAGAAAUGUGCUAAAGAAUUUUCAAAAACUCACAACAUACCAAAAGUGUAUAGCUCAUAUGAAGAGCUUGCCAAGGACCCCAAUAUAGACACCAGCCACUCAUCCAUCAUCCCUGACAUCCUGGUUGCCUUCCAACCUCCCACGACAAUGUGGAGUCUGUAUUUUCCUGUGUAUGAUCAGAUACACUCCCUCCUAUCCCAGAAGGCCAUAGGGGAUGUAAAGGUUGUCCGGGCAGAGUUUGGCUCUAAUCAAUAUUAUGUCAUGCGGGCGGUGGGGAAGGAGCUGGGAGGAGGGGCACUGCUGGAUAUCGGCUGCUAUUGCCUCCAGUUUGCAUUAAUGGUUUUUAAAGGUGAAAAACCAGAAUCAGUAACGGCCAAAGGUUUUCUGUAUGAGACUGGUGUGGAUAAAACUGUGACAAUUAUUCUUCAGUAUGCAGGAAAACGUCAAGCCAUUCUGACCUGCACUAUCAUGGUGGCAAUGCCAAACCAGGCAGCCAAUUGUGGUUCUAAAGGAAUGAUUCAGAUUCCAACCUGCAUGUGGUGCUCAACCUUAGUUAUUCUCAAUGGCAAAGAGACACAAUGUCCCCUCCCGCAAUCCAGUAAACCCAUGCAUUUUAUAAACAGCACAGGACUUAGCUAUGAGGCCGAGCAUGUGCGCCAAUGUCUGCUAAAAGGUACUGUGCAUGAUCAUCCAUUAACCUUGGCAGACAGUGAGCUGCUACACACCAUCAUGGAUGAAGUUCGCAAGCAACUUGGAGUUCAAUUCCCACAGGACAAAGUCUUAUGAUAAAGGAGUGGUCAUUUAGAAUUAUGACUGCGGAACAGAAACAUUUAUUAAAAAU